This is a messenger RNA of Sphaeramia orbicularis (orbiculate cardinalfish), 2044 nucleotides long. Its product is annotated as inositol-3-phosphate synthase 1-A. The coding region runs from base 183 to 1859 and encodes 558 amino acids. Gene Ontology annotation, molecular function: inositol-3-phosphate synthase activity. Gene Ontology annotation, biological process: phospholipid biosynthetic process; inositol biosynthetic process. The transcript has 11 exons. The record is from RefSeq and is a predicted model, not a curated record. Lineage: Eukaryota; Metazoa; Chordata; Actinopteri; Kurtiformes; Apogonidae.
GCACUGACUCCGUCGAACGAAGAAAGAUCGGUACUCGGGUUGUAGACGGCAGCACGAGUAGCAUAAAUUCAACUGACGCCGGUUCUUUUCCGUUAUUAAAAGGGGACUUUUCCACUCGGUUUCAGCCAGAAUCAUCGCGACCGUCCACGCAAAGUGAAUUUACUCACAUAGUUGUGCGUCAAAUGAUGGAAGACUCAGCUGCCAUGUCAGGGAACAUUCAUAUUAACAGCCCUAAUGUGAGGUACACAGAUACUCACAUUGUGUCUCAGUAUUCCUACCAGACGACAUCAGUCCACAGAGAUGGGAACAAACUCUCGGUGACUCCACACACCACUGAGAUGACAUUUCGCACUGAGAGGCAUGUGCCCCGACUGGGUGUGAUGCUGGUGGGCUGGGGAGGCAAUAAUGGGACCACUGUUACAGCGGCUGUACUAGCCAACAAGCUGGGCCUUACCUGGAGGACCAAGACUGGAGUAAAGAAAGCAAACUACUAUGGCUCCCUGCUGCAGGCGUCCACUGUCUGUCUGGGAUCAGGGCUCGAAGGCGAGGUCAACGUGCCUUUCCGGGACCUCUUACCUAUGGUUCACCCGAAUGACAUUGUCUUUGAUGGCUGGGAUAUCUCCGGUAUGGAUCUUGGAAGUGCGAUGGAGCGAGCCCAGGUGCUCGACUGGUCAUUACAAGAGCAGCUCCGACCACACAUGAGCCACAUGAAACCCAGACCCUCCAUUUAUAUCCCAAAAUUCAUUGCUGCUAACCAACAGAGUCGCGCUGAUAAUGUUCUCACUGGGACUAUGGCAGAGCAGGUGGCGCAAAUCCAAGCUGAUAUAAGAAACUUCCAUCAGUCCAGCGGUGUGGACAAAGUCAUUGUUCUGUGGACCGCUAAUACUGAGUGUUUCUGUCGAGUCAUACCAGGGGUGAAUGACACCGCCAAGAAUCUGCUCGCUGCGGUUGAGGCUGGUGGAGAGGUUUCUCCCUCCACUCUGUUUGCAGUUGCCAGUAUACUGGAGGGCUGCGCCUACAUUAAUGGAUCCCCUCAGAACACAUUUGUCCCAGGGGCAGUGGAGCUGGCCAUGCAGAGAGGGGUGUUUAUUGGUGGUGACGACUUCAAGUCAGGUCAGACAAAGAUCAAGUCAGUGCUGGUGGAUUUUCUGGUCAGCGCGGGCAUAAAGCCAACCUCCAUUGUCAGCUACAAUCACCUUGGCAACAAUGAUGGCAAAAACCUGUCAGCUCCGCUACAGUUCCAGUCCAAAGAGAUCUCCAAGAGCAACGUGGUAGAUGACAUGGUUCAGUCCAACCCAGUACUGUACCAUCCAGGAGAAAAACCAGACCACUGUGUGGUCAUUAAGUACGUCCCCUAUGUGGGAGACAGCAAGCGCGCGAUGGAUGAAUACACAUCUGAAAUAAUGUUGGGUGGAACCAACACUAUUGCACUGCACAACACCUGUGAGGACUCUUUACUAGCAAGCCCCAUCAUCCUGGACCUGGUGAUCCUGACAGAGCUAUGUCAGCGUGUGGAGGUCCGGCCUCAAGGCGAGGAUGACUUCCAGUCCUUCCACAGCGUCUUAUCACUGCUGUCUUUCCUUUGUAAGGCCCCCCUCGUCCCACCAGGGACUCCCAUCAUCAACGCCUUCUUCCGUCAGAGGGCCUGCAUAGAAAACAUCAUGAGAGCCUGCCUGGGGCUUCCUCCUCAGAACCACAUGCUACUAGAACACAAGUUACAACGAGACUUCCUGCUUCGACAUGACGGCUGUGUCAACGGCUGCGCCACUGUCGUGAAAAAAGCUCCUCUAACCAAUGGAAUCCACUCAGGGCUUCAGAGCAGCAGCUGCACACAUGUGGGUCAUGCAGCAGACGCAUGAGUGGAAACUUAGUAUUUUGUCUAAUUCCAAAGGUAAAACCUCUUUAGAGGCAGACCCUUAGUGUGAAGUACUGAUAUACACUACCAGCCAAAGGUUUGGACUCACCUGGUUUGUCUUUAUUUUCAUGACCAUUUCCAUUGUAGGUUCUCACUGAAGGCAUCAAAACUAUGAAUGAACACAUAUGG